UUACAAUAACUGAUACACAGUUGAUUAACGACCAUGGCCAUUUUCAACACCACCCUACAUUGUACAAAAGAAGCACCAGCCGAUGAAACACAGGAAGAUAAAGCAGUUAUAAUAGGAAUCGUUGUGUUAGCAAGCGCGCUUAUUGGUUGUAGUUUGGCGUUGGUCGCUCUCGGAAGAGACUUCUUCAUCGGGAAGAAUCCACCAGUGGUCCUUGUGAGUGCCUUGGUCUGGGUAGAUUUCAUUGGCGUGUUCUCCACUUCAGUGAUCGUAUUCCAUGGUCUUUUGAAAGGUUCAGAAUGGAUGAGAGACUCGCCACAAUGCGGCUUACAGGCGUUCUUCACGACAGCAUUUGGAUUAUCUUCAGGUGCUGUGGUCACUUCCAUGUCUUUGGAUCGAGUGGCUGCCCUGUACAAACCAUUCUUUUAUAAGCAACACGCCACCCCUUUGCUUUCGCGGACAAUCUGUGCAUUUCUCACGAUGUUCUGUCUAGCGUUGGCGGCUCUUCCAUUCUUUGGUAUUGGAAAGUACAAAUUCAACCAAAGUUCCAGAUCGUUUUGUCAGUUUGAUUGGUUCCCAGUUACACUUACUGAAACAGUUAAUUCCUUGGCCAUAGCAGUUUGUGGCGUAACAUUGAUUACCGUGAUGACUGUAUCAAAUACCACCGUUUUGGUCAUUGUGGUGCGUAUCAGACGACGAAUGUCAGCGGUCCUGCCUUCGGAUAUGAAUUCUAAACGCCGUGCGCGGAGAUUCGCUUUCCGACAGGAAGAAAGGAUGGCAAAGUUUGUGGCUUUGGCCUCUAUUGUAUUCCUUUUUACUUGGCUACCAGUAACGGUCCGGCUCUUUUGUAACAUCUUUCGGGCGUAUCCAAGCACCGUAAUGGAUAACCUCUCCCUCAGACUUGUGAUCUUCAAUUUCGUUCUGGAUCCAUUCACUUAUGUACUUUUCAAGAAGAAUUUCAAACGGAAUUUACAGCGCUCCUUAACUGAGCUGUCGGAAUUCCUUGCUGAUGUUCGUUUGAAUAAGAAAGUGAACAGGAAUGUAUCUUUCAAAGAAGAUGAUAACAAGUCUGCGUUAGUAUUCGGGACAAAUGGAGAAAUGUCGGUUAUUGAAAACACUCGAGAUCGUGUUGAAAAAACUUGUUAAAGCAAAGCCAAGAACUUUCCACCGAUCUGGCUAAGAAACUGAUCAUCGUGGUAAUAUUUUUAUGAGUAAGCUGAGAUGAAAAUAAAUUGGUCAAGCACAUGCACUGUUCUCUAGUUACGACACAUAAACAGAGAUAUUAAGAGUCACAAAGUCCGUGCAAAGUGGCACUUUUUAUCGAUUCAUUGAUGAAAAUAUUCAUUUAAAAUCUUUUCUGGGAAGAAGGUCAAUGUUAGAGUUUGGCUAGUUUAGCUUCUCUAAGUAGUUUAGCUAUAAUAAUAGGUAGGUGUUCAACAGUUGUAACUAUUUGUACUAAUCCAUGUCAUGUCUCUUUGUAAUAAAUUCAAAAUGGCUGCCGUGACAAAUCAUAACAACUUGUAAACCGGAAGUAAAGUCAUAAGAUUCAAGAUGGCAGGUGUACACGUUAGUCCACUUACAGCCGUUACGGUUUUCGGUGCCGUAAUCUUGUGAUAUCUGCUCCCUACGGCCAAUGUAAACGAAGACAAAAUUGAUUGAAUGGUAAAAAUGUUAAAACAUCAGGUGCUCGCGGCUAUGAUCAUUUUACUAUGAAUGGUCUUACUAUAGUCUAC
Molecule: messenger RNA, 1730 nt
Organism: Pocillopora verrucosa
Lineage: Eukaryota; Metazoa; Cnidaria; Anthozoa; Scleractinia; Pocilloporidae
Product: prostaglandin D2 receptor
Biological process (GO): positive regulation of cytosolic calcium ion concentration; adenylate cyclase-activating G protein-coupled receptor signaling pathway; inflammatory response
Cellular component (GO): plasma membrane
Molecular function (GO): G protein-coupled receptor activity
Source: RefSeq, a predicted model, not a curated record